AUGAAGACUUCCGUUGUGAACGUCACUAUCUUACUAGCAUGUGGUGUUCCGCUCGCUUCAGCAUUGCGUACAGUCACAAGUGACUAUGAUGUGAUCAGUGAUACCGUUCUAGAUGUAGGAGGUGCCAUAUUCAAUGGUAAUGUGCAAAUUGAAGAAGAUAAAUUUUUGGCUCUGGUGUCCGGUACAACUGAAUACUUUAAUAAAGAUCUUAUUGUUGACGGUGCGUUGUACAUCGGAUCCAAGAUACAAACGCUUGGUUUGGACGUGAAGGUUUUGGGAUCUACACAAAAGAUUCAAAACACAGGUACCAUUGUAUUGAAUGGCCAUAACACUACGCUACCCUCAACUUACUAUUGGGUCGGUGAAUCCUUCAAAAAUGAUGGUGAAAUUUACUGGAUUGCUCAAUCAUCAUUAAUUGGUUCACUUUAUGAAAUCAUUCCUAGCAGUUCCUUCGAAAACAAUGGUUUGUUGUCUUUCACGCAUGAAAACGGAAGAAAAGGUGGUACCUUAACUUUGGGUAACCUUGGAUCUGCUAUCACAAAUUCUGGUACGAUUUGCUUGAAAGGUGUUGUCUACAAACAAUCGGGAAUGGUUUCCGGUGAAAGUGGUUGUAUAAGUAUCGGUGAUGAAGGUUUGUUCUGGGCUUACAAUGGUUACCAACUAACUGAUCAAACAAUUUACUUGAGUUCCGACAGUGCUGCUCUACGUCUGGAAGCACUAGGUUCGCCAACAUUUGUUUACAAAGUUGUUGGUUUUGGUAAACAAAAGGUUGGUUUAGCUGUUGCAAUUAGAGAAUUCCAAUAUGAUGAAGACACUGGUAUCCUCACAGUUUCAAGUCUGCUUAUCACUUAUAAGUUGGAUAUAGGAAAAGGAUACGACCGCACUAAAUUCUAUGUUGAUGACAUCGAUUUCGGAGCAGGUUAUAUUACGGUUCUGAAUGGGGGUAUUUAUUACAGUGGAGACGUUCCUACCUUUGAGAUUCCUGAAGCUUGUCAACCUUGUCCAGAAACAGCUCCUUGGUACACUGAUUCGAACCCAUCUGAUGUUUCUACGAUAAGUGAUGACAACACCAGCACGGUCAUCGACCAAUCUUCUACAGAGCCUAUUCCUACCACUACUGACAAUGGUUCCGGUUCAGGCUCAGGCUCAGGCUCAGGCUCAGCUUCCGCUACCUCCACCACCUCUAACGACGGUUCCGGUUCAGAUGGAUCAGGUUCAGGCUCAGGCUCUGCUUCUGCUACCUCCACCACCUCUAACGACGGUUCCGGUUCAGAUGGAUCUGGAUCUGGCUCAGGUUCAGCUUCUGCUACUACUACCGCUUCUGACAACGGUUCUGGUUCUGGUUCAGACUCUGGCUCUGGCUCUGGCUCUGACUCUAACAACGGCUCCAACUCUGGCUCCAACUCUGGUUCUACCAAUGGUUCAGGCUCUAGCAACGAUUCCAGCUCUAACGACGGUUCUGGUUCUGAUGGAUCUGGAUCUGGAUCUGGAUCUGGCUCUGCUUCUGCUACUACCACUGCCUCUGACAACGGUUCUGGAUCAGGCUCAGGCUCAGGCUCAGCUUCCGCUACCUCCACCACCUCUAACGACGGUUCCGGUUCAGAUGGAUCUGGAUCUGGCUCAGGUUCAGCUUCUGCUACUACUACCGCUUCUGACAACGGUUCUGGUUCUGGUUCAGACUCUGGCUCUGGCUCUGGCUCUGGCUCUGACUCUAACAACGGCUCCAACUCUGGCUCCAACUCUGGUUCUACCAAUGGUUCAGGCUCUAGCAACGAUUCCAGCUCUAACGACGGUUCUGGUUCUGAUGGAUCUGGAUCUGGAUCUGGAUCUGGCUCUGCUUCUGCUACUACCACUGCCUCUGAAAACGGUUCUGGUUCAGGAUCAGGAUCUGGCUCAGCUUCAGGAUCAGCUUCAGGAUCUGCUUCUGCCACUGGUACCGACAACGAUUCAAGCUCAGGUUCCGGUUCAGACUCUGGCUCUGGCUCUGGCUCUGACUCUAACAACGGCUCCAACUCUAGCUCCAACUCUGGUUCUACCAAUGGUUCAGGCUCUAACAACGAUUCCAGCUCUGGUUCCAGCUCUGGCUCCAGCUCUAACAACGGUUCAGACUCUAGUAACACUACCUAUCCAACUAUCAAGACCACAACUAAAGCUGGUGCGUCAUCAACUAGCGCAACAUCAUCAGAUGGUUCCACUGAUGCUAAGACCACAGCAACCGCUUCCAUCUACACAGGCGGUGCUGCUCUAGCGUCUGCAGGUACUGGUUUAGCUGCUUUCGCUAUUGGUGCCUUAUUGAUUUGA
Molecule: messenger RNA, 2301 nt
Organism: Kluyveromyces lactis
Lineage: Eukaryota; Fungi; Ascomycota; Saccharomycetes; Saccharomycetales; Saccharomycetaceae
Exons: 1
Coding region: 1-2301 (766 amino acids)
Source: RefSeq, a predicted model, not a curated record